Molecule: messenger RNA, 4596 nt
Organism: Aethalodelphis obliquidens (Pacific white-sided dolphin)
Lineage: Eukaryota; Metazoa; Chordata; Mammalia; Artiodactyla; Delphinidae
Gene: GALNS
Product: galactosamine (N-acetyl)-6-sulfatase
Exons: 15
Coding region: 301-1752 (483 amino acids)
Molecular function (GO): arylsulfatase activity; N-acetylgalactosamine-6-sulfatase activity
Source: RefSeq, a predicted model, not a curated record
CACCUUCACAGCGUCGUGCAGCUGUCACCACGGUCAGCUGUAGGUCAUCUUCAUAACCCCGGGAAGAAGCCCCGUCCCCGCCCUCCCCCCCACUCCACCCCUCCAGGAGGAGCGGCCGGUGAAGGAGAGCCAGCUUGGAGGGGGCUGGCGCGUCUAGAGAAUCCAGAGGGGAAGCAGGGCCGCGCCCGCCAGCAGCGCCGAGGGGAAUCAGUUUGUCGGGGUCACUCCUGCCCCACGCCACUGGCUGCAGAAGGAUGCGUUGGGUCAUAGAGCGAAGUCACGUCCCGUUGCCCUUUUCAGAUGGGGUGGGGCGACCUCGGGGUGUACGGAGAACCUUCCAGAGAGACCCCGAAUUUGGACCGGAUGGCUGCGGAAGGGAUGCUUUUCCCGAACUUCUACACGGCCAAUCCCCUGUGCUCCCCUUCCAGGGCGGCUCUGCUCACCGGACGCCUGCCCAUCCGCAGUGGCUUCUAUACUACCAACGGGCACGCGAGGAACGCCUACACGCCACAGGAGAUAGUGGGCGGCAUCCCGGACUCAGAGCUCCUGCUGCCAGAGCUGCUGAAGGAGGCCGGCUACACCAGCAAGAUCGUGGGCAAGUGGCAUCUGGGCCACAGGCCUCAGUUCCACCCCCUGAAGCACGGAUUCGACGAGUGGUUUGGAUCCCCCAACUGUCACUUUGGACCUUAUGACAACAAGGCCAGGCCCAACAUCCCUGUGUACCGGGACUGGGAGAUGGUUGGCAGAUUUUAUGAGGAAUUUCCAAUUAACCUGAAGACCGGAGAAGCCAACCUCACCCAGAUCUACCUGCAGGAAGCACUGGAUUUCAUUAAGAGGCAGCAGGCAGCUCGCCGCCCCUUCUUUCUACACUGGGCCAUCGACGCGACACACGCGCCUGUUUAUGCCUCCAGGCCUUUCCUGGGCACCAGCCAGCGGGGGCGUUACGGGGACGCCGUCCGGGAGAUUGACGACAGCGUCGGGAAGAUCCUGCACCUCCUCCGGGACCUGAGCAUCGCAGAGAACACCUUUGUUUUCUUCACGUCCGACAACGGCGCUGCCCUCAUUUCUGCGCCCAGACAAGGUGGCAGCAAUGGCCCCUUUCUGUGCGGGAAGCAGACCACGUUUGAAGGUGGGAUGAGGGAGCCUGCGAUCGCCUGGUGGCCCGGGCACAUCCCUGCCGGCCAGGUGAGCCACCAGCUGGGCAGCAUCAUGGACCUCUUCACCACCAGCCUGUCCCUCGCAGGCCUGGAGCCACCCAGGGACAGGGCCAUCGACGGCCUGGACCUCCUCCCCACCAUGCUCCAGGGCCGCCUGACAGACAGGCCGGUAUUCUACUACCGUGGCAACACGCUGAUGGCGGUCACCCGUGGCCAGUACAAGGCCCACUUCUGGACCUGGACCAAUUCCUGGGAGGAGUUCAGGCAGGGCGUGGAUUUCUGCCCCGGGCAGAACGUGUCGGGGGUCACCACCCACUCGCAGGAGGAGCACACUAAGCUGCCGCUGGUCUUCCACCUGGGACGAGACCCCGGGGAGAGGUUCCCCCUCAGCAUUGCCAGCACCGAGUACCUGGACGCCCUUCGCCAGAUCACCCCGGUUGUCCGGCAGCACCAGGAGGCCUUGGUCCCCGGACAGCCGCAGCUCAAUGUGUGCAACCGGGCGGUCAUGAACUGGGCGCCCCCGGGCUGCGAGAAGUUAGGGAAGUGCCUGAUGCCCCCGGAGUCUGUCCCAGAGAAGUGUUCCUGGCCCCACUAGCACCGGCUUGGGCUCAGGACAGGAGCCUCAGGGCUCCUGUGCUGCAAGAGCCCCCACUCCCUCUGCCCUGACUGCUGCCAGACGGACGGCACCUGUAGCCAGCAGCAGGACCCGCGAGACUACCAGCCCAGCCCUGGAGUCAGCUCCCAGCCCACCGGGCCUGACUCUACAGCCACAGGCUCACAUCAGCCCCUGAACCGGAGGCUGCCUGCCUCAUGUCCUCCGCUCUGCUCCAGCUACCUCCCAGCUGCCUCUUCCAGGGCCUGAGCUCUGCCCAGGACCCAGGGGCCUGACUCGCCGUGGCUGCCCCUGCAGUCCCCUCAGGACUUCAGCCCUGGUGUCAAGGGCGGCCGUGCCAAUCCUGUGUUGCCCCUUGGCGCUGUGCACAGGGGAUACCCCAGCGCCCCUCCCCCGCGUACUGCCCCCACCAUGGUCGAGGGGUGUGAACAUGAAGGAGGAGGAGGCCAAGGGCCUCCCUGUCCCGGAGGAGCCUCGACAGCCGAGGCCUCCCCAGUCCAGCGCGGACAGCUGAAGCCACCAGCGUCCCUGGAGAUCAGGACUCCCAACCCCAGCACACUGUGGGGCCCGCCUGUGCUUCAGCACUCCCGUCCUCGGGCCCAGGGUGGCAGCGCUUGAGGACGAGCCCAUUCACCAGCGAAAUCAGGAGAGCCUGAGCAGGACUGUGAACGGCCUCCAGGGACUUCCCCUUAAGCUCGUGGGUCGUUCCCAUUGUGUGGAGUUUCCACUCUGCAGACUGUCACACCAACUCUGUACUGUUGUAAGACUUGGGAAAUUAUGAAGAGAACAGGUUUAGAAUAAAGUAACAGGCAUUUUAGCCUUUUGUUUUUAAAUGAAAUUCUAUUUGGGGGAAUUUGUCCCCCCUGGGUACCACGGUGGGGGCUGGAGUGGGCCAGGCCAAGCAUUCCAUCACUCCCUCCUCCGCUGCCCUCCCCCAGCAGGCCCCGGGGGAGCCAGGCAACAAACGCCUGGGCUUCCGCCUCUGGCUCGCCCCGCCCCCGGCCGUUGGUUCUCUGAACUGCUCCCUUCCGGGCCGCUGCACCGCACUCCUGCUCGGAAUCCCUCUUUGCUCCGGUCCUCAGGCACUGGCGCGCUCCUGGGGAAAGGGCCAGGCUGUGUGUGUGCGCCGUGCGCCCCGUGCGCGCGCUGGCCCCCUCGCACCGCGCUGCAGGAGCACAGCCGAGACCCGCCGGGGAGGGAAGAAGAGCGGGCGAGGCAGUGCGCGCCGCCCGAGGCCUGGGGUCCCGGCCACAGCUGCGCCGAAGACCUGCGGGCGCUCUCGGCUCGGCCGAACCGGGCGAAGAUUUCCCCGACAGUCCGGCCGGGGCUGCGUAGACGCCGUACUCCAUCAACCCUGACUCGCACCUGGGCCCCGCGCGAACGUCCUUGAGGCGGGGACGCUAGUGUUCGGGGCACAAGAAAUAAGCACGUAUCUUAAGACCGACCGCACUUCAGAUUCGAUGAAAUACGGUACCUCCUACGGGAGAUGGUGGGCCCCGCCCACCCGAACCCAGACCCUUUCCACGCUGGCGCGGAGCCGCCUUGGGCUCCCGGCCCCGCCCCCUGGGGGGGCUCCUCCCCCACCCCGCGCAGGCGCGGAGCCUACUAACCGGCUCUUGCCCUUGAGACGCGCGGAUGCUGAGAUGGCGGAUUCCGAGCUGCAGCUGGUGGCGCGGCGGAUCCGCAGCUUCCCCGACUUCCCCGUCCCCGGCGUGCUGUUCAGGGACAUUUCACCCGUCCUGAAGGACCCCGACUCCUUCCGCGCCUCCAUCAGCCUCCUGGCUAAUCACCUGAAAAAGGCCCACGGCGGCAGGAUCGACUACAUCGCGGGCAAGUGGCGCGUCAGGGCUCCGCCGGGUCCCCGGACUCUCCCUGGUGCUGCUCGAGUCUGCCAUGAGGGCGCAGUGUCGGGAGUCCUUUACCCCGGGCAGGGUGGCUUUGGGGGUCUUUUAGGGGACCCGCCGGACGCCCCAACGGUGCUUGGGUUGUAAGAACAGACCCGCUGCCCCAUCUCGACUUUGCAGCCGUGAGAGGGGCGACAGGCCCCUCCAGCGGCCGGGGAACGCCUCUGAUGGGUGGGUGCCGGCGGCGGGGCUGAGGGCAGGCACGACAGGUGGGGGUGUCUGACCAGAAUCCACGGGGCCAAGCAUGCUUUCUUGUUUUACCGGCGGGUAUUGAGCGCCUGCCGUGUGCCAGGUCCUGUACCCAGUGGUGGGUUUUAGGAAAACCCAGGAGAUCGUGGAAGAUCCUGGCGCAGGUCCUGUUUCUCUUUGAGAAGCCCCCCCCCCCCAUACUCCCUGGUUCUUGGAUACCCUGAGGGGCCACAGCACUGCCCUGGAGGCUGGAGGGCUCCAACUGGUUGAGUCCUGCAGAGGAUUCUUCCCUUCAGAAGCUCUUCCUCCCUAACCACACUCGCACGUGGGGAAGAGGCCCUUGAGUUCCCCCAUCACAGCUCAGUCCGCCCCCGGAGGUGGACUGCCUCUCCUGCUGGACUAGAAGCUCCUGGGGCAGACGCUGCACCGUCUGCUAAGGGCGUUUCAGGUACCACCAGCCACUGGUGAGCAGCUGAGCUUUGGAGAGAGGUCAGGUGACUUACCCGAGCCCACACAGCUAUUUACACCGCCGCGUACGGAGUGGCUCCUGGCCUCUCUAGCACCUAGCAGUCUCUGUGUGGUAGGUGAGCUGUCAACAUUCCCAGAGUGGCUGGAUGUCACUGGUCUUUCAUCUGGAGGCAGCAAGGCUGUGUGUCCUGUGUCGUGAUGACUACUUGUCACUGUUCAGCCCUAACCCAUGGGGACCCCAAUGAUACCAUACCACGCGGCUGCC